Messenger RNA from Wyeomyia smithii (pitcher-plant mosquito), 1029 nucleotides. It is a transcript of the gene Hus1-like, whose product is annotated as checkpoint protein HUS1. The transcript has a single exon. NCBI's taxonomy places the organism in Eukaryota, Metazoa, Arthropoda, Insecta, Diptera, Culicidae. Gene Ontology annotation, cellular component: nucleolus; site of double-strand break; checkpoint clamp complex. The record is from RefSeq and is a predicted model, not a curated record. Gene Ontology annotation, biological process: mitotic DNA replication checkpoint signaling; telomere maintenance; meiotic DNA integrity checkpoint signaling. The coding region runs from base 144 to 1001 and encodes 285 amino acids.
AAUUCCAAAAUUUCGGGAUUUUUUUACCGCGAAGGAUAAUCAAAACAAAGUGAAUUGAAGAUUAAACUGUUCAUGUUUAUCAUAAUUCUAAACAAAACGUUUUAUUGGGCACAAAUUUGCCUUCUUUCCUUUUCUUUAAAGAAAUGAAGUUCCGCGCUAUAGUAACGGACAACGUCCAUAUACGGGAGCUGCUAAAUAUAGUGACAACGUUGUCCCGUAUCAAUCGAAACAUAAUUAUCAACGUUCAACCGUCGAAGGUGGUCCUUCAGAUCGAAGCGGACGUCGAAACCGGACAGUGCCUGUGGUGUGAGAUCGAUGCAGCGGACCGGGGUGCAUUUUUCAGUGAGUAUGUGAUGGACGGAAUCGACGAGCAGCACAACCAGUUUUAUCUGACGGUUGUGGCGGCCAAUCUGGUUCGCGCUCUUUCCUGGAAUCAUUCGAUCGAUUACCUGAAACUAAAACUCGAAAAAACGGAACUGGUUUACCUGGCGGUGGAAAUGACUGGGGUUUCCCACAAUGAAGAGGAUUUCAUGUGUCCUAAGGUUAACCAUCAAAUCCCGGUGACGGUGGUUCCACGCAGCGAAUGGAACCAUUUCAAUCUCCCACAGACUGUACAGUACGAUUUAACAACCACGCUACCGUCCAUCAAAUCGCUACGAGCCUUAAUGGAGAAGAAAAAGAAUCUGUCACCAGCGGUCACAGUGUAUGCCACUGCGACGGGGGAGCUGUCACUGGUGGUGGAAACUGACAUUGUUACCGUUGGUAGCCACUACAAGGGACUCGAGAGCUCCUGGUGUGCAGGCCGUCCACCGGCUGCGAACGGUGAAGAUGCCGCCUGUCGGGUGGAUUCCAAGAAACUGUCCACCAUUCUGGAGAGUAUCAAUUGUUGUAAUCUCAGGAUGGUGGCCAACAUCAAGCACGAGCAUUUAUUUAACAUUAGGUUCGAGAUUAAAGAUAAUGUUUUUAUUAGUUUUAUUCUGCCAGCGAUUGAUUUCGAUUGAAAGAAUACAAAAGUUGUUUUUUUCUCAA